AUGACUUUCACUAACUUUGUUCUGUUCUCAGAGAGGAAGGUGGCCUUUUACACAGGUCUGACUGAUGACGGACAUGUUGGACCAUUCAACACAGACACCACACUGAAAUACAGCAAAGUCUUCACCAACAUCGGCGAUGCUUACAAUCCAUCUACAGGUUUCUUCACAGCUCCAGUCAGAGGGGUCUACUACUUCCAGUUCACUAUGUGUGGUUACCAAACAGGUUACACGGGUGUCUAUGUGUACAAGAACGACCAGUGGAUCAUGUUUAAUGGGGAGAAGAAAGAUGAGGCAGGUUAUGACUUCAUGACUAACUCUGUUGUCUUGGAGCUGAUGGCAGGAGAUGAAAUCCGCCUCGUUCUCCCAGGAGGCUAUCAUCUCUAUGACAUCAAUCACAACUACAACACCUUCAGUGGCUCCCUCCUCUUCACACUGUGACGAUCCUUCAGCUGCUGUCUGACUCCUAAUUGGCUAAACUUUG
This is a messenger RNA of Centropristis striata (black sea bass), 481 nucleotides long. RefSeq names its product complement C1q-like protein 2. The record is from RefSeq and is a predicted model, not a curated record. Gene Ontology annotation, molecular function: protein binding. The transcript is spliced from 2 exons. The coding region runs from base 1 to 438 and encodes 145 amino acids. Lineage: Eukaryota; Metazoa; Chordata; Actinopteri; Perciformes; Serranidae.